CGUCACUGCGAAGAGCGCAAGCGCGUAGCGACGUCGUGCGAUAUUCGGAAUUUGAAAAGUUAAAUUUUAAUUUUUAUCGAUAUCGCUGAUUCCGGAGUGCACACAUCACUAUUUGUCUUUAGGGAUCGAACGGACGGUUCGACAUUUCAAAUUUAAAGUGACCAAUAGAGUGAAUGCGCAGGAUUCCGACCACGUGGUAACGCAAACGGGAGUUUUUCUUUAGAAAGAUGUUAAAUGUUUUUCACAGAAUACAAUAUUUCUUGUAUUUUGCUAUAAAGUAACAUUUUAAAGGACUUUUUAGUGAGUUUUGUGGUGUACAUUGCAACAGUUUGGUGGUAUUGCGUCACCUUUUGCGGCGAUUAAAGCUACCCUCAGAUCCUCUCCAUCAUCAUGCGUCAGUUGGUGCUGGUGUUUGCUGCCCUGCUGGCCUGCAGUCAGACAGCCAACGUGGAUAGGCACGUCAAGUUGAUAUCUGAGCUGGAUAAUACCAUUGAGAAUAAUGCACUACCAACAACGAAGCAGUACCGAAAGUUCGUGGCCCUAACCAGCCGCCCCGCCGGCGCGGUAGAGCACCCGGCCGGCGCUCCACUCGAGCUGACCUGCGCAGGCGUCGGUGCGCCCGCGCCAAGCGUGCGCUGGUUUAAGAAUGAUGCUCCUAUUUAUGAACACGAUUUAGAGUCCAACGAAAUAAUAGACGCCAACCCUACUUCGCUAGCUCGUGUCACAUCCUCCUUAUUAAUACCAACCACACAAGACCAGGACACGUAUACUUGCGUCAUUUCUGCUGGCUUGAAGACUGCCAGGGCUUCUACUAUAGUUUACAGCGAUGGCGAUGGCAGCACAGACGAACAAGAGCGCGCAAAACUGACGCCCCUAACGCCCCGAAUUCUCGUCUCAUACAAAGUUUUCAUCGACCUCAUAGGCAACAGCAUCGUCCUCCCAUGCAAAGUGAGGGGGCAUCCACGACCACAUGUUACAUGGAAGGACAAUAAAGGAAACUUCGUCAAAAACAACCCAAGAAUGAAGGUGCUCCGUUCAGGUGAACUAGUGAUUUCAUCUCUCCGUUGGACAGAUAUGGGUGAAUUCACUUGCCACGCAGAAAAUGCUUUCGGAAGCAAACACGCCACUACAUUUGUGUAUCCUGCUAAAGCCGGUUAGACACGACGCAAAAAGUAUUAAGCUCCACAUUCGCAAUUAUACUUAACCAGGAUGUUCCUAUAGUUAAGUUAUUAUAAGACCAGUUCACACAAUACGUCGCAAACGCAGCGGUCCGAACGUCCGAUCACCAAACAACAUGGCGGAUGAAAUAUACGAAUAACACAGCCAUAUUUAGUAUUAAAUAUGUACUUACUAAAAUCAUUAUAAUUUUAAUGGAUUAUCGUGGAUUUAAUUUGUACUAAAUAAUUACUAAAUCUGUGUUACGAGGAUUUCAACCAUACUUUUACGUUUUUGAGGUUGAAAGUUGAAAAUGUGAUUCAAUUGAUAUUACAAUCAUGGAAUAAAAACAUUGGUUGUUACCCGAAAAUUAAGGGUUGUCAAAGAGAAAAAUAAUUAAUUAUGUUUCUUUUUCACGAAUUUAAAAAAGCUUAGGAGGUUAAAGAAACUUAGGUGAGUCAUUACCUAUUUUUUAUGUUUGAGAACUUUGAAAACAGUGCUAUCCUUCCGUGAAAGUAAGAUAAACUAUUGUCUUCUUUCUACUCUCAAAAACGAAUGAGGUCCUUGCUUUUUUUGCCAAAACAUCUCCGGAUUCUGAGACACAUUGUCUUUGCCAUAAAUCAAAAACAGAAAAAGUUAACUUUAAACAAAGUAACCAUUUUACAAAUCAUUUUUUUACACAGGGCUAAUUAUAUUUGUUAUUUCUUCCUGAUUAGAAUUAUAUUUGACACUUAUGAAGUUUUUUAUAACUUAUAAAGGAAUGCAUCAGCAUAAUUUGUUUAAGUAUAAGUGUAUUUAAAGGUACUUUGUUAUUGUACCAAAAGUCAAAAUAUUGUCUAAAAGUACCAAAAAAGUACAAAAAAAUAUAUUAAUUACUUUAUUAAAAAAUAAUUUGUAUAUUUUUAUGUUUUUAUUCUUGUUUUGGGGGUAGACCGUUAAAAGCGACGGUUUUAAUUAUUGUGUAUGAAAUAUCUUUUAAAAACGAAUUUGCCUGUUAUAAUUAUUUGUCGCUGUUGUACAACAGCAUGAAGGUACACAGUAAUUACAGUUGAAAUGGAAAUGAUGAUAAAAGAGUUCGUAUGGAAACUCUGAAGCCGGUUACAAAUCACGAGAAUAGAAUGAAGAGUAUACGUAUAUAAGUCGUGGCCAUAUCAGAAAUCAGAAUCCAGAAAAAACAUCCUUAUUUACGUUUCAAUUGCAACUAUUAAAUAAAGAAGUACCUACUUAUUGAGGUCGAUUGCUGUAACAACAUACUUAUUAUAUUUUCUAUACGAGUAGACUGUGAUUCGAAUAGUGAAUUAAAAUGAAUAAAUCAAUGAAAC
Messenger RNA from Pectinophora gossypiella (pink bollworm), 2477 nucleotides. Its product is annotated as neural/ectodermal development factor IMP-L2-like. Gene Ontology annotation, molecular function: cell-cell adhesion mediator activity. NCBI's taxonomy places the organism in Eukaryota, Metazoa, Arthropoda, Insecta, Lepidoptera, Gelechiidae. The record is from RefSeq and is a predicted model, not a curated record. Gene Ontology annotation, cellular component: plasma membrane; axon. The coding region runs from base 391 to 1158 and encodes 255 amino acids. The transcript is spliced from 7 exons. Gene Ontology annotation, biological process: dendrite self-avoidance; homophilic cell-cell adhesion; axon guidance.